UCCAUAUUGUUUCCUAACGGAGUCCACGGAAGUAAACACAGUAUGCAUGUUGUGUGCUCAGACUUAGCACACGCUGUUAUCAUGUAACUUUGUCCAGUCGUGUACAACGUGGAUGUAUUAAAGUAAUUGAGACGCCCUCGCGAAUCGCGUUCGAUUGCGUUCAAUUGCAACGGUCUCAUUUGGAACUUUUAUCAUUUCUGAUGUAGGGAAACCUUUCGCGUAAAUUCCACCAGUCAGCCAUCAUGAAGAUCAAGCGACAGAAAAUAGCAAAGAAAACGUUAUCCUUUUACAAAUACAAUUUUAACUUUCGGGAACCCUUUCAGAUUCUUAUUGACGGAACUUUCUGUCAAGCGGCAUUAAAGAAUAAAAUUCAAAUCAAGGAGCAAAUGCCAAAGUAUCUCAUGGGCGAGGUCCAGCUCUGCACCACUAACUGCGCUCUGAAAGAAUUGGAAUCUCUGGGGAAAGAGCUUGUUGGGGCCAAAAUCAUUUUGCAGAGGUAUCAAGUGAGGAAAUGUCAACAUUUAAAGAGCCCAGUCCCUGCCUCGGAGUGUCUGCUUUCUAUGCUGGAAACCACAAACCCACAUCACUACUUUGUUGCCACACAGGACUUCAAAUUGACAACAGGUCUGAAGAAGAUCGCAGGCGUGCCUCUGCUCUACAUCAUACUCAACACCAUAGUGUUGGACAAACCCAGCCAGUCGUCGCUAGAUAGGGUUCAGGCCGCCCAGCUGGGUGAGCUGGUGAGCCUGGCGCAGCAGCAGAAUCUUCACACCAUGAAAGAAGAGCAGGGCAUCAUUAAGAAGGACGCAGAUAGACGGGGGAAGAAGAGGAAGAGGAAACCGCACAACCCGAACCCCCUGAGUUGCCUAAAGAAGAAAAAGAAAAAGGGGCCAACGCCGCCACUGAAAAAAAUUGAGCCAGGUCAGAAGAGGAGUAGGAGCAGACACAAGAAACAUAAAAUACAAGGAGAGAGUCAUGUUGCCCAGCCUUAGGUUAAAAAAUGCACAGAAUCAAACUUGAGUGAGUGAAUGAAUAAGGCGUUUUCAUGUUUGAUUCCUACAGUCAAUUAUGUGAACUUACUUGCCUGAAGCCAGUAGCACCCUGACAGUGAUUUCAUAUAUUUAUGAAGUCAACAGACAAUUUAUAAUCCAGCCUUAUGAUUAUUUGAAAUUUUAAUUUGUGCAAGAUUCCAACUUUGUGAAAUAAAAUAGGGUGUCACGA
Messenger RNA from Hippocampus zosterae (dwarf seahorse), 1221 nucleotides. It is a transcript of the gene utp23, whose product is annotated as UTP23 small subunit processome component. The transcript has 3 exons. Lineage: Eukaryota; Metazoa; Chordata; Actinopteri; Syngnathiformes; Syngnathidae. Gene Ontology annotation, molecular function: small ribosomal subunit rRNA binding. Gene Ontology annotation, cellular component: nucleolus; small-subunit processome. The record is from RefSeq and is a predicted model, not a curated record. The coding region runs from base 243 to 992 and encodes 249 amino acids.